UCCCGGUCGGCGGACCCGGCCGGCGCUAGGUGCCGACGGGCGGGCCGCGGGGGUCCGGGGCGGACACAGGCGCACACGCUCCCGGAGGAGCCUUCUCUGAGGCUGCUCUUCCUCGGCCAGACGGAGAGCGGCAGUGUCUCCCCGCCCAGCGCACAGUCGCCCCGCGUCUCCCCCCGCGGCGGCUGCUCCUCCUCGGCACCGCCAGCCCCAGCGCCGCUCCGGGGCGGGCGGCGGCGGCGGCGGGACCCGCGGAGCCGCUUUGUGUGCAGCCCGACGAGGGGCGGCGGCGCAACCACCUGACAGAGGCCCGGGCGCUCGAUGCACCUUCCGCCCGCAUGAGGAGGAGGAGAGGCCGGUAGAGGACUGUGAAAGAAAAGUUGUCCCCCAGGAUGGACUUCACCGCGCAGCCCAAGCCUGCCACUGCCCUCUGUGGCGUCGUGAGUGCAGAUGGGAAGAUCGCUUACCCGCCGGGGGUAAAGGAGAUCACCGACAAGAUCACCACGGAUGAAAUGAUCAAGCGACUGAAGAUGGUAGUAAAAACUUUUAUGGAUAUGGAUCAGGACUCAGAAGACGAAAAACAGCAGUAUCUCCCACUAGCCUUGCAUCUUGCAUCUGAAUUUUUCCUCAGGAAUCCCAAUAAAGAUGUGCGUCUCCUUGUAGCAUGUUGUUUGGCUGACAUCUUUCGAAUCUAUGCCCCAGAAGCUCCGUAUACUUCCCACGAUAAACUUAAGGACAUAUUUUUGUUUAUUACCAGACAAUUAAAAGGUUUGGAGGAUACAAAGAGUCCACAGUUUAAUAGAUACUUUUAUUUAUUAGAGAACUUAGCUUGGGUUAAAUCAUAUAACAUCUGCUUCGAAUUGGAAGAUUGCAAUGAAAUUUUUAUUCAACUUUUUAGGACUCUCUUCUCAGUGAUCAACAAUAGCCACAAUAAAAAGGUACAAAUGCACAUGCUAGACUUGAUGAGUUCUAUCAUCAUGGAAGGUGAUGGAGUUACUCAAGAAUUAUUGGACUCCAUUCUUAUUAACCUCAUUCCUGCACAUAAGAAUUUAAAUAAACAGUCCUUUGACCUUGCAAAAGUCCUGUUGAAAAGGACAGUCCAGACUAUUGAGGCAUGCAUUGCCAAUUUUUUCAAUCAAGUCCUGGUGCUGGGAAGAUCGUCAGUAAGUGAUUUGUCAGAACAUGUAUUUGAUCUGAUUCAGGAACUUUUUGCGAUAGAUCCACAUUUAUUAUUAUCUGUCAUGCCGCAGCUUGAAUUCAAACUAAAGAGCAAUGAUGGAGAAGAACGAUUAGCUGUUGUUCGACUUUUAGCUAAAUUGUUUGGUUCUAAAGAUUCUGAUUUGGCAACACAGAAUCGUCCUCUUUGGCAAUGUUUUCUUGGACGAUUUAAUGACAUUCACGUUCCUGUGAGAUUAGAAAGUGUGAAAUUUGCCAGCCACUGUUUAAUGAAUCACCCAGAUUUAGCAAAGGAUCUCACAGAAUAUUUGAAAGUUAGAUCACAUGAUCCAGAAGAAGCAAUUCGUCAUGAUGUCAUUGUUACUAUAAUAACAGCUGCCAAAAGAGACCUUGCCUUAGUGAAUGAUCAGCUACUUGGCUUUGUAAGGGAAAGAACACUGGAUAAACGGUGGCGAGUAAGAAAAGAAGCUAUGAUGGGUCUUGCUCAGCUUUAUAAGAAAUACUGUCUUCAUGGUGAAGCAGGAAAAGAAGCUGCAGAGAAAGUCAGCUGGAUAAAGGACAAGCUUUUGCAUAUUUAUUAUCAGAAUAGCAUCGAUGACAAACUGUUGGUAGAGAAAAUCUUUGCUCAGUAUCUUGUCCCCCACAAUCUGGAAACAGAAGAGAGAAUGAAAUGCUUAUAUUAUUUAUAUGCUAGUUUGGAUCCAAAUGCUGUCAAAGCUCUCAAUGAAAUGUGGAAGUGUCAGAACAUGCUCAGAAGUCAUGUACGAGAACUAUUGGAUUUGCACAAGCAACCUACAUCAGAGGCUAACUGUUCUGCCAUGUUUGGAAAACUGAUGACCAUAGCAAGUGAAAUUUUGCCUGACCCUGGGAAAGCACAAGAUUUUGUGAAGAAAUUUAACCAGGUUCUCGGUGAUGAUGAGAAAUUGCGGUCUCAGCUGGAGUUAUUAAUCAGUCCAACCUGUUCUUGCAAACAGGCAGAUGUUUGUGUGAGAGAAAUAGCUCGAAAACUUGCAAAUCCUAAGCAGCCAACAAACCCUUUUCUAGAGAUGGUCAAAUUUCUGUUGGAAAGAAUUGCACCUGUGCACAUUGAUUCAGAAGCCAUAAGUGCACUGGUAAAACUGAUGAAUAAAUCAAUAGAGGGAACAGCAGAUGAUGAAGGGGGUGUAAGUCCAGAUACAGCUAUUCGUUCAGGACUUGAACUUCUUAAGGUUCUGUCUUUCACACAUCCUACCUCGUUCCACUCUGCAGAGACAUAUGAGUCCCUGUUACAGUGCCAGAUGGAAGAUGACAAGGUAGCAGAAGCUGCUAUACAUUUUAGAAAUACAGGCCACAAAAUAGACGACCUACCCCAGAUACGAUCGACCUUAAUUCCCAUUUUACAUCAGAAAGCAAAGAGAGGUACUCCACACCAAGCAAAACAGGCUGUUCAUUGUAUACAUGCCAUAUUCACCAAUAAAGAAGUCCAGCUUGCACAGAUUUUUGAGCCACUCAGUAGGAGUCUGAAUGCUGAUGUACCAGAACAUAUAACUCCAUUAGUGUUCAUUGGGCCACAUUUCUAUUUAGCACCAGAUCAAUUUGCUUCCCCAAUGAAAUCUGUAGUAGCAAAUUUUAUUGUGAAAGAUCUGCUAAUGAAUGACAGGUCAACAGGUGAGAAGAAUGGAAAAUAUGGUCUCCAGAUGAAGAGGUGUUCCCCUGAAGUACUAGCAAAGGUACAGGCAAUUAAACUUCUGGUAAGGUGGCUGUUGGGUAAAAACAACCAGUCUAAAUCUGCCAAUUCAACUCUUCGAUUAUUAUCAGCGAUGUUGGUUAGUGAGGGUGACCUGACAGAGCAAAAGAGAAUCAGUAAAUCUGAUAUGUCUCGCUUGCGAUUAGCUGCUGGUAGUGCCAUAAUGAAGCUUGCUCAGGAACCUUGUUACCAUGAAAUUAUAACCCCCGAACAGUUUCAGCUCUGUGCACUUGUUAUUAAUGAUGAGUGCUACCAAGUAAGGCAGAUAUUUGCUCAGAAGUUGCAUAAGGCACUUGUGAAGUUACUACUCCCAUUGGAGUACAUGGCGAUCUUUGCCUUGUGUGCCAAAGAUCCUGUGAAGGAGAGAAGAGCACAUGCACGACAGUGUUUACUAAAAAAUAUCAGUAUACGCAGGGAGUACAUUAAACAGAAUCCCAUGGCUACUGAGAAAUUAUUAUCACUGUUGCCUGAAUAUGUAGUUCCAUACAUGAUUCACCUGCUAGCCCAUGAUCCAGAUUUUACAAGAUCACAAGAUGUUGACCAGCUUCGUGAUAUUAAAGAGUGCCUAUGGUUCAUGCUUGAAGUUUUAAUGACAAAGAAUGAAAACAAUAGCCAUGCCUUUAUGAAGAAGAUGGCAGAGAACAUCAAGUUAACAAAAGAUGCCCAGUCUCCAGAUGAAUCCAAGACAAAUGAAAAACUUUAUACAGUAUGUGAUGUGGCUCUGUGUGUUAUAAAUAGUAAAAGUGCUUUGUGCAAUGCAGACUCACCAAAGGAUCCAGUCCUCCCAAUGAAAUUUUUUACACAACCUGAAAAGGACUUCUGUAAUGACAAGAGUUAUAUUUCAGAAGAGACCAGAGUGCUUCUGUUAACAGGAAAGCCAAAACCUGCUGGAGUACUAGGUGCAGUAAACAAGCCUUUAUCAGCAACAGGAAGAAAACCAUAUGUUAGAAGCACCGGAGCUGAGACUGGAAGCAACAUUAAUGUAAAUUCAGAGCUGAACCCUUCAACCGGAAACCGAUCAAGGGAACAGAGUUCAGAGGCAGUAGAAACUGGAGUUAGUGAAAAUGAAGAGAACCCUGUGAGAAUUAUUUCUGUCACUCCUGUAAAGAAUAUUGAUCCGGUAAAGAAUAAGGAAAUUAAUUCUGAUCAGACUACCCAGGGCAACAUCAGCAGUGACCGAGGAAAGAAAAGAACAGUAACCGCAGCUGGUGCAGAGAAUAUUCAACAAAAAACAGAUGAGAAAGUAGAUGAAUCAGGACCACCUGCCCCUUCAAAACCCAGGAGAGGACGUCGACCGAAGUCUGAAUCUCAGGGCAAUGCAACCAAAAAUGAUGAUAUAAAUAAACCUCUUGGCAAAGGAAGAAAGAGAGCUGCAGUCAGUCAGGAAAGCCCUGGGGGUCUGGAAGCAGGUAAUGCCAAAGCACCCAAACUGCAAGACAUAGCCAAAAAGGCAACACCAGCAGAGAGACAAAUUGACUUACAAAGGUAA
Messenger RNA from Lynx canadensis (Canada lynx), 4388 nucleotides. It is a transcript of the gene PDS5A, whose product is annotated as PDS5 cohesin associated factor A. Gene Ontology annotation, cellular component: chromatin; nucleus. The record is from RefSeq and is a predicted model, not a curated record. NCBI's taxonomy places the organism in Eukaryota, Metazoa, Chordata, Mammalia, Carnivora, Felidae. Gene Ontology annotation, biological process: mitotic sister chromatid cohesion; DNA repair.